Messenger RNA from Morone saxatilis (striped sea-bass), 2444 nucleotides. RefSeq lists its product as uncharacterized. Bases 205 to 1374 code for a protein of 389 amino acids. The record is from RefSeq and is a predicted model, not a curated record. NCBI's taxonomy places the organism in Eukaryota, Metazoa, Chordata, Actinopteri, Moronidae. The transcript is spliced from 3 exons.
CAAACACAGAGGAGGAGGAGGAGGAGGAGGGGGGGAGGGGAGGUGCUGAAGGUGCUGUAUCUCUGUUAUUAACCCUGACAGGCUGUCAUCAUAUGUGAAGGAGCCAGAGGUUGCUGCUCGAGUCUUGUAAAAGACCUCUCUCCUUUUGCAUCAACAAUAUAAUUUAUAUAAUAUAAACAGUGAAAGCAGCUGAACACCUUAAAGAUGGAUUUCCCAGUGGAGGCAAAGGUGCAUUUGGGUAUGUGCCACAAUGGGACAGUGGCGCGAAAAAUCCUCAGAGCAUAUGGCUUUACGUUGACAGAUCUGGGCAGCGAUCAAGUGCUUGUCAAGGGGUCAUUUCUGAGACUUAAAGCUGCAAAAGCUGUUCUGGAGCCGCUUAUUAACUCACAAACGGUUUCUUCCGGAGCCAUUCCCAAACACCACCCCAACAGCAGCUCAGAUGGUAACAGAAGCCGGUCAGGAUCCCGAAACAAGCCUCUGCAUGCUUCUCAAUCUUCACCCAAGACCUCCUCACCUUGGGCGUCCGGCUCUCCGAACAACCACCAAACCUCUCCAGAGCACAGAGCUUCUUUUUCUCCGAGACCGGACCAGCGGAGCUCAGUCAGACCUGAAGGAGAGUGCUUUAUCAUUGAUGGGGAUGUGUUUACGUACGCAGACCAGCUCAGGAGAAAAGACAUCGGGGGUAUUCUGACGAGCCAUAAAGUCAGAAUGGAAGUGCAGCCGGUUGGCGAUAGCUUCAACCUCACUUUAGACGGAAAGAACGCGAGGAACGCUGUCAGUGAACUGCAGAGUCUCCUGAACGAUCUCAACAAAUCACUACGCACGCAGGAAGUUCCUCUGAAGGACAUAGAUCGUGACGGCCGAGCUAUUCUAGAGAGGAUCAAGAAAGGCGGAAACACUCAUAAUUCAGUGCUCGUAUGUGAGAAGAAUGACAAACUCCAGCUCAUAGGACCUUCUGUUGAGAGCUACGAGUUAAAGCAAAGGCUGUUGGGAAGGCCGGUUGACCGGUCAGGACGUACAGGAAGGACAAUGGACAAAACCCCCAGAGGCAGGAGCAGCUCUCUACCACCAACCAGUCGAAAAAACACAGGAGGAGAUAACGGUGCCGUCGCCAAUCCGCCUCCUCUUGAAGCUGCAGGUUACACUCCAUCAAAGUACCCGGAUGAUAAACGGGAAGGUCGUGAGGCAAAGGGGAGAGUUGCAAAAUUUUUCUCAUCUUUCAGGAGAAAAAGCCACUCUGAGUCCCGCCAAAAAAGGAGAGCGGAAAGGGUCAACGGCUACGUGGAAGACACGGAAAACAAAAUCACUAAAUCUACUAAAUCAGCCAAGAAAGGUUGGUUUGGGUCCCUACCGUUUAAAAUAUGGAGAAAAUAAGCUGCACUAAAACAAAAUACCUGUUAUUUAUUACUGAGUAACAGUUUUGAAUAUGCAGUUAGACGGUGUUGUAUAGUAGAGCCUGAUACUGGAUCUUUGAGGCCUGUAGUGAUUCCAAUAUGUGAGCGUUAAAGGAAAAGUUUGACAAUUUUUCGAAUUAUAGUUAUUUGCUUUCUUCCUGAGAGUUAGAUUAGAGAUUGAUAUCACACACUUACACGUGUCUGUACAGUAAAUCUGUAGUUACUGUCAGCAGCUUAGAACAUUUUAAAUAAAUAUUGUUAGUAAAUAGUUUAAGUCAGUACUACUUGAGUCCGGACUUAUUUGCCCUCGGACUCGAAGCUCUUUGGACGUCGGUCUCGACUAAUCCUGUUCUUGGACUCUUGGACUCAACAGAACGGGUCUUGACUACAGAUUCUGUUUGAAGUAUAAAAUUUAAACUGAAUCACUGAGAUUGAUGAAUGUUGUUUGGCGGUGCAAUGAUUUUAUGAGUCUGAUACUGUCUCAUGAUAAAUUUUUUAUCACACUGUAACACUAAUAACCUGUGCACAAGAUUAACUUUAUACUGUUUACAGCCGUUGACAUUUCUCACACAUUUAUAAUUUACUGCUAGUUUCUUUGCACUGUAAAUGUCGGUGAUCUGGAUCUGAUUCUACAUCUGUACACUGGAUAAGAGAAUCAACUGAACGGCUAAAAUAUAAUUCAUGCAAAAGGGGAAAAACAGAAGAAUAAAUAUGACAAUUACACAAAUGGCCAUUUGGGUGAUUUUGUGGGAGUGUUAAUUAAAUGUGAUAAUGAGAUUUAUGCCUCUUUCAUCUCCAUGUGUUUGUGCUCUGCCAUAAUUACAUUGGACAUCUGGAGCUACUGUGAGUGUGCAAACUGUGUUGAUGUUGUUAGUGUAACACCUGAAUGCAACAUCUAGAGGGAGACAGAAACAGACGUGAGAGGAAGUGAAACAGUCUGACGGUACAUUGAGAGGAAGUACUUAUGGCUGGACAGGAUCUAACAGGAAAGUAGUUACAGGAACGGUAACUGGAUGCUCGACCGGACAAUGUUACCAUAUAUAGUGUAAA